UCCACGGGGCAUUCUAAGAGUUGAGCUAGAAGGGAACAUUAGUGGACUAAUGUGUUAAGGUGGCUCUAUUCAGUGCGACUUUUUAGUGGAUUCAAAGUCACUUUCUUGUGCUGUGUCAGCAAACAUACCUGGUGUAUAUAAGCUAAAAUGUUUCAAUAGAUUUAAAUGUUGGACAAGAGAAGAAAGAAAAAUAGGAACCAUUCUUCCAAUGCCCCUGACAUUGUUUGAUUAAUCUCUCUCCACAACAGCUGACCGCUCCAAGCAAACAAAAGGAACAGUUAUUACACAUCCAAGAACGCCUUCAUAGCAGACAAAAUUAUACGUAAAUGGCCAUCGAGGAUAACAAAGACACCAAGAUGGAGUCAAGCAGUAUUUUAGAGAAGCAGGUGAACAGUGACAUUCUAAGGCAGGCGGCCUCCAAAACGUUGUCUGUUGGGAUCACAUCACUGGAAAUCUUCAGAAACAGGGUCUCCAAGAGGGUCAAAAUUUUGGACGUAAAACUGUCUUUGUCCUACCAGGACAACUUCCAAACCGAGACCGAGAGACUGGAGAAACAACUCGUGCGGCAUGGAAAGAAAUGGUCAUGGCCACCUGCACCAGGGUCAAGGUCCAUAGCCACUUUUCCUUAUUGUCCGGGAGACAGGGUAAAUCUUAAUGUGGGACUCAUUGUGCACACCACUAAAAAGCAUGGAUUCUUUAGCAAGGAAGUGAUUACAAACCCUGCAGGAAAUGCCACAGAGUGUAUCGUAAUGGCAAAAAACAAUGGGGUGGGAAUUGGGCUUCCUUUACAUACUGUGAUAAAUCAGCAUAUCCGACUCAAUUUUGAUGUGGAUGGGUACGGUCACCACCUAACAAUGAAGCUUCGGUGCGAGUUGUUGGGGGAGUCCAAGGCCAACCCCUCCCUGUGGCUCCGCCCCUCCAAUGCUGAUAAGCCAUUCAGAACCUCCUUAUCCUUGUUUGACAUUCUAUCCAGCACUGAAAAUUUUCCAUCAAAGCAGAAAUCAGAAGAUUCUGGAAAGACACGGGGAUACAUCUGUAACAGUCAGAGGUUGGUGAAUUAUUUACGAACAGCUGUAACAGAAUGCUGGUCAUUCCGGCCGUGUUGCUCCAAUCAGGAAAUUCCGUCAGGAAUACAGGUGCGACAGAUCAGCUCCAAUAAACCGGUCGCCUGUUUGAUUCCUGUCGUGGAACACAGGGAGUAUAAUGGGAAACAGCAUUUGAAGCUAGCCUUGUUAGUUGUGGGGAGUCGUGGCCCUUACUGUCUCUGUGCCACCAGGUGGCGUAGUGCAGACAAGUUUGAUUUCAAAAUCCACUACUAUGAGAAAGAUGAAACUUGGGGACAGAGAAUAAAAUGGGCUGCCCGGGACUUCUUGGAUAUCGAUCACAUCAUUACCAACAGCACGGCUCACCAAUUCUACUUCAAACCAGAGAGAGAGAACCCCCUCAUUGAUAUGUGUGUGGGGCUGGCCUUGAAAUUCCUGGUCCGGUGGUCAGAUGAAACCAUGCCCUGGAAAAUGGAGGGUGCACGUGAGUUCACGGAGGAGGACUUUGACAUGUGCAAUAGCGUGGAGGUGGAUUUGAUGAAGUCUUACCAUAGAUCACGCACCUCGGUGAAUCCAUUAUUUUCCCAGAUUGAGAGUCUCCCUGACUUCCUAGAAUCUCACAACUUGACAUUGUUUGCUGACGUUACAGCUAAACUGUCUGACUACACUAAAGACAUUCCACCCGAACCAGAAGUCCCAAGGAGUAAGCUGACACGUAGGGGGAGUGGCAGUAGCUACGGAGAAAGUAACCAUGGUUCAGAACGUUACAUCAAAAAGGAGCAGAAAUACAGAGGAAGCACAAAGAAAGACUUAAAACGAGCAGGCAGUGCAAUAGAGACGCGGAACGAGAGUGACGGAGACGAUUUUACGUCGGGAUUCGUUGAAGGUCUUUCAAGUGGCCCCAGGUCCUGUCCAGGCUCGUAUGUGGGGAUUGAGUCUUUGAUCGACUAACGGGAACCAUUUCUGAUCCCAAUCACUUUACACUGUAUAUACCAUAAAUCAGAGGACUAAAUAGUUUUAUAGACUAUUUUUUGUAAGAUAGAUAAUUAUUUUGUGAAUAAUGUGAUAUACAAAUUCCAGAGAAUUCCAAAGAAAUUGAACAGUCGGCACUUGGUCCAUUAUUAUUUCAUCAUUAUUUAAAUGUGCUAUGAUUAGUCAUUUAUGUCAAGUGUGAACUUCAUAGGUUGUUAAUUCAUACUCAUCUUUCAAUACUGUUUUUAUUUACAUAAAUUUGUCAUGUGUUUAUGAAUUAUGUCAGUUAUGCAGAUUUGUAUAUUUUAUUCUGAUAGAUAUGAAGAUAUAUAGAAAAAAAAAGAUGUACUGACAAUUUUGAAUAUUGUGUAAUGUAAUGUUAACUAUAUAAUACUUGACUUAUUCACAAAUGUUAACAGUUGUAAAAGUCUAUAUCUGUUCAAAUACUCAGGCAUUAAGUGUUGUCAGUGCAUUUUGUAAAUUAGAAUCCAUUAGUUAGUGAGUUUAUGAAAAAAUAAAAGAAUGAGUGGUUACUAGUAUGUUCAGGGGUUAUGGCCAAGUGAAUUGUUUGCGAGUUGUACAUAAAUUCAUAUGUAUACAAUGUACAUGUAUUUUGUUUUUGUGUAAUAUUUUUCCAUCUUGUAUAUUGUAUUCCCGUCCUUUCAAAAGUUGAGCAAUGAAUGAAGCAUUGUAAAGCAUCAAAAUCUUAGUAUAGCUUAAAAUUGUUGUAAAGAAUUAUAGUCACUGAAUUAUAAUGAAAAAACCUUUUUCUUUAAUUUUUUCUACUAUAAACCUAAGUGCAUUUAAGAAUUUCGAAUUUCGCAAAGGUAGUCUUGUCAGAAAAUUCUUUUUGAAAAUUGAGUGAAGCAUCAAAAUUAAUGUGCGGUAUUUUUAUUUUUACAAGGAGACCCAAUGAUUCAUCAGAUUGUGGACAGUAAUGUCAAAUUUUUUUUUUUGCAUAGGUCUCUUCAAGCAAAAUCAACAUGUCUGAAUAUUUAAGUUGUAUUGUCUUAAAAAAAAAAUAACUCCUAUCAAACUGGAAUUAGGAAGCUGCAUUUUUUAUGUGCAAAAUUUUCUGAAUUGACUUCCAUUUAAAUUUUAAAUGUACAUUAGGUGAAACAUUAAUUAUCAUAAAUUGCAUGUUACAACUCCUUACAAGUAUUUCACAAGAGCUCAUGCAUACACAAAUACCCUUUGCUGACAAUUUGGUAUCAAGUCUAUGUUUUAUUAUCUCCUAUCUUUGAGUAUUUUACUUUGGAAUUUGAAAUGUUUCUAUUAUAUCAUCAUUCAUUUUUGUAUUUUAAAUCAUGUAUUUUUGCAUUUUUCAUGUUUAUUCCUUUGAUUUAUUUGAGGGUUUUCCUGUCAAGCAAUCUUUUUUUGGUGCCUACUUUAUUAAAUCUAAAUAUAACUUGCAUAAUUAUAGUUCUCUAUUUUGCAACAUUCUUGAGACAUUUGAUUUUUACUGUUCAGUUGAUAAAUUGUAGCAAAGAGUAGAAUUCUCUGAAAAAAUUAUUGAGCAUUCAUAAGCGUGACCGAUUUCAAAACAAUUAAAAUUCUGACAUUUUUAAUGUUAUGUUUGUUGAAAUAUUUUUGUGUUGUUCACACUUUCCCAGCGCUUUCUUACCACAUUAUAGUUUAGUUUUUGUACAGUUCUGUAGAUGAUGAGUAUAGUACGUAUAUGUCCCUAAACUCGUGGAGAUUUCCUCCAUUGUUUAGUUUUAGCUAAAUGUGACUGUGUUCAGUAGAGAAAGCUGUGUGUCAUAGAUAAGACACCUAAUGUUUCAUCCUUUUUGUUUUACACCAAGUUACAGCUCAAUAAAAUUAUAUAAAGUAUA
This is a messenger RNA of Saccostrea cuccullata (small rock oyster), 3850 nucleotides long. RefSeq lists its product as uncharacterized. The transcript has 5 exons. The record is from RefSeq and is a predicted model, not a curated record. Bases 327 to 1994 code for a protein of 555 amino acids. NCBI's taxonomy places the organism in Eukaryota, Metazoa, Mollusca, Bivalvia, Ostreida, Ostreidae.